AUGAAUAUCGAACAAUUAUGUAAUUAUGAUCUUUUGCUGUCUUUCGAAACUGAAUCAAAAAAGCUUUUAGCGUUCUUCAAAGAUGAUAUUAAUAACGAUGAUCCAAAGUUAAAUACUUGCAAACUUAUUGCAAACAUUGGGGUUGAAAUUUUGGAUAGAUAUUACAGAAUAAUUCAUUCCACAUCAUUUUUAAGGGAAAGUAGCUUUUUAAAUAGAAACAGUUUUAUUGAAGCAUUAGAUGGAAGAAUUACAAAUGUUUUGAAAGUAUGUAGAUUCUGCAUAGAAUUUCUUAUUUAUCAAGAUGAAAAUAUAGUUAGAAAAAAAUAUUCAGAUAAUAAAGAAGAUAAAGAUGUUCUAUUUGAAUUGCUUUGCAAGGUCUUAUUCUAUCAAGGCGAUUUUCUGGAAUGCAGUGUUAUUUUGGGGCGUAUUUUGGGUGAUUGUUCAGAAGAAGAUAUAUUUAACCAAAAAAUUAAAAUAAAAUUCAGAUAUUUAUUCGAAUUUUUUAGUUCUUGGAAUCUACUUAAUGCAAAGGAAACUCCUUUCAAUAAUAUAAAUAAUAAUAUGUUUGGAGAUAUUAUAUUAAAAGAGCUGAAGUUACGAAGUUUAUGUUCUGUGAUUUUAGAUGAAAAUAAUCAUUGUAAAAAUGAUCAGACAAGUUACGCUGAAAUUGUUAAUGAAAUACAACAUUCAUUUGUUAAAUUUUACAAAGAAAUAAGUAUUAAAGACAAAACUUUUUCUAAAAAAAUGAUUCAAGACCAAUUUUCUACUAUUUUGGAAAAUAUAUUAAUAAGGUUAGAAUGCUGUAAAAAGUAUCAAAAAAAGUAUCUUGAUAAUAAAAGAUUUGCCUUGAUGAAUGAUCUCAGUUUGGAAAAAAAUUACAUGAAAUCAAUAAAACUCUUUUCUUCCAUUCUAAAUCAAGAUAAUACUAGAAAUAAUAUUUUUAAGUACCUGGAAGAAAUUAUGUUAUUAUUUGGAAUAAAUAACUUCGAGAUAAGUUGCGACCCAUUUCAAUCUUUGCAAAAUUAUUUAAGUGAUUUAAGUAUGAAGUUAAAUAUAUCAAAUUCCAGAAACGAAUCUAAAGUAACUACCGAUAGAAUAACAAGAAGCAGAAACAAUAUUAAUAACGAAUUUUCUAAUUUUAAUUUGAAUAAAGAAGCUAUUGAAUACGAUUUAGUAUUUAAGCUAGAGAAUCCAUUAAAACAGAUAAUUAUUGAUAUUUACAACAAUACUUUAAUAUUUCCUAAAUAUAACGAUAAACAAUACAAGAUUUGGAUCCAAACAAUCCCAUAUUAUUGUUACAAUCUUAUUUUAAGCAUAUUAAAAAAAAAAGAAAUGAAAUGUGAUGAUAUUUUUAGUCUAAACUUAAAUAGCAAUUUUCCAUCAAUUGAACAAUUUGAUGAAAUGAUCAUUAAAGAAACAAACUUGGUAACUGAACAUUAUGCAACAAUGAUAGAAACCAAAUCUGUCAGUUUUCAAGAUAUAGAACUAUUUUUUAAUAGAUUAAGGCAUGAUUUUUGUGACAGUUUUAAUGGGAAGCACAUUUGUGAAGCUGUUGAUAAUAAAAUACAAUUUCUUUCAACUAAUUUACUACCAUUAAUUGAUGAAUUUUUAAUCAAUUUUAAUAUUCUAUUGAACAAAAUAUUGAAAUUCAUAUUCUCAACGCCAAAUAAGGACACAAUAGUUUUUGAUGAGGAGAUAUACACUUUAUUUUUUAAUCUAAUAGAGGGAUUAUUCAAAUAUUGUACAAGAAUCAUCAAAAAUGUAGUUUAUUAUGAAGAAUCAUAUAGAAAUAUGAAUAAUAGAUCAACAAUUAGAUUUGAAUAUUUAAUUGAUGGAUUAGAAAGUUAUGACGAAAAUAAUAGUUGGAUAGAAGUUACUAACAGUCUCUAUUAUUUAUUAUUUAAAGUUAAUGAACCAGUUCAAAAGGAUAUUUUAUUUUUGUUUUACAAUAUUAUGAAGACAUUAGUUAUUUUCAUUUUUGUUACAAAAAAUAUUUUGAAUAUCGAAAGCAGGCAAAUUAUACUUUUUUAUAAUGGAUUAAGAUCAAAAUUUUUAUGUUUAAUGGAUACGUUUUCUUUAAUAAAAGAAAAAUUUGAUAAUAACAUUAUAACUGAAAUUGAUCUUUUAACUAAAAAAUUAUUAAUAUUGUUUAAAGUUUUUGAAAUACCUAUAGUAGAAAUAUACUUAGAUAACGGGUUUCUACUUUUAUUGAAAGAAGAUUUAAUGAAAAUAUGCAAAUAUAUUGAACAAAUUAAUUUGAUAAUAAAUUUAUCUGUAGAUUUCCUAGGCCAUAAAGAAAUUAAUAAUAAUUUUUUAAUUGGUCAUGCUUUAACACUUUUUUCAAAUAAAAGCAUUCAGAUAAUUAAAGACAAGUUUAUGAAUUGGAAAAAUAUUUUUUAUUCAAAAUUGAAAAAUGAUUUUUCCUCCGAUUUUAUGAUCUAUUCAACAUUUCUAGAAAAUAAUUAUUUUGAACAUUUAAAAAUGAAGAAAAUAAAUUGUAUGAAAAAUGAGUUAAUUGAUCAAAUAUUUCUUCAACACAUCGAUAAUAUAGUGUCAGAUGUAUAUUUAUUUGUGGUUUUUGAGAAAUACGAGCUAUCGGAAAGUUUUUAUGGAUUUUUAGUUUCAUUAAUGAAAACUUUAAUAAUUAUUAUCAAUGAAGAUGUGCGAUAUUUGUAUUUUAAUGGCAUUAUAAUAAAUUCAAUAAUUUCUAAUAUUACAAAGUUAUUGAUUAAGUUUACAGAGAUAUAUGAGUUCAACUCAAUAAUACUCAAUGAAUUAUUUGAAGAAACAUUAUAUAAUUUAUUAUUUGAAAGUAUAUUAAUAAACGUCACAUGUAUUCAUAAGAUUUUUAUGAAUCAUUUAUCAGCAAAUAAGUUAAAUUUAUUGAUCAUGAAAAAUUUAAUGAACCUUUUAAUAGUUCUAUUUGAUUUUUUCAAGUACUCAUGUUCAAUAAAAGAAAUAUCUUCAAAUUCAAUAAUUAAUUUAAUUAGAUAUCUAACGUAUUUAGAGUUCUCAUUUGAAUUUUUUAAGGAUGAAAGCAGAGAAAUAAAAGACAUCAAAAUUUUUAAAAAUAGUGAAGAUGAAAUUUAUAAAAAACAUAUUUUGAACAAUUACUGUAUUACAAUUCCAAUUAUAGAACAAACUUGUGAUUUUGAAUUUCUGAACAUUUCUGAAAUCGAUGAAGCUAAAUUAAGUCAAAAAUUUGAUAAAUUCCUGAAUUCAGUUCUAAAUACAAAAAUACUAUUAUUAUCCACUACUAUAAAAUUUGCUUUGUUUUCAAACCUUUCAACUAUUGAGAAUUGGUUUAAAGAAACAUUAGUUUUUGUUGAAAAAUAUGAAGUUAAUAAUUAUUUAAUGAAUUGGAAUUCACUAUACUACGAAUGUAAAAAAAUAGUACAAAGAUAUUCAACCGUAAAUAAAUCUUUAAAUAUGAGAAAUUUAUACCCGAAAAAUAAGCUGGACGAAAAUCAUUUAUCGCCUGAGCAAGAAACUGAAUAUUUAGAGUUGCUUGGAAUUCAAUUCCAAUUACUUUAUGGAAUCCCAGUUUGUCCAUUGCCAUCAAUGCCAUUUAAUAAAAUGCCAAUAUAUAAUCAGGCCUUAGUAUAUGAUUUUUUACUUAAUCUAAAUAAUUUUGUUUCUAAUUCAACAAAUUUCAAGAAUUUAUUUAUUAAUUGGCUAAUUCAUAAAAUAACAAAUACUCAAAAGGUACAAACAACUGAAAUUCUAGAAUACAUUUCUCCAUACUCACCAUUAAUAGCUAUGUGUUGUAAUAUAUUUCAUACUUUAAUUAACUGUACUUCCUUAACAGAAAAACAAUAUUCUGAUAGCAAAAUAAAGUUCUAUACAUCUAUAAUAGGACUAAUUGAAAUACUAUAUUUUAAUGGAAGUUUUAUAGAUUCAGAGACUAAUGAAAAUAUUUGGAAUAUUAUUUCAUCUCCUUUAAUUUAUCCAUUAUUUAUGGACAAUUUAUAUAAAGUGCUUAAUCAUGAAAAAAAUAAUUACCAUGAUAUUUUUAAACAAAACCUAGAAAACGGUUUUUCUUCUAUCCUUUAUAAUUCACAUGUUUCCGAUCAAAUAUUAAAUUUUUAUGAUAAUAUCAUGGUACUUUCCCCUUCAUUUUUGCACUUUGAAAUUAACAGCUCAAAAAUGGAUAAGCACGGUUUUGAUGAAUUGUUAUUUGAUGAUAUUUCAAUGUAUUUUAAAGAAAAUAAACUAACAAUGGUUUCAUUAGAACCACUUUUAUAUUGCAAAUAUUAUUAUGCAUUCCUUUUGGAUAAACUUAUAAGAUCAAAUAUGGAUGUUAAAUUUUUGAAUGAAAAAUAUUCAGAUAAAACUUUAAUUCAAAUUCAAAAAAAAGCCGGUGAUUUCGUUUCUUUUUCUAAUCAAGACAGUAUUUUUCUUAAAAUUAACUGGAAGAAUAUCAAGAAAUACAUUCCUUUCAAAUUUCUAAAAGAUUGUUUUAUCUCCUGUAUACCUAUUUCAUAUGUAGAUAGAUCGUCAAGUUUAUGGAACCCAGGUAGAUUUGGAGCAACAGGAAAUAAUAAUAUACAACCUAGCCUAAAUACGUUAUUUAAAUAUUUAAGAUGGUUAAAUAUUAAUCUUUUUUUAAUUGAUAAUUAUGAUAUAAAUAUAGUUACAUGCUGCAAUAAUAUAUUAAAACAAAUUAUCUGCGAGUUUGAUGAUUAUAAUACUUUUGAAAAUUUAGAAAAUGAAUAUCCUAUAUUGCUAAAAAGAAUUAUUGCACAAUUAAUCUACUUACUUGAAUGUGAAAUCAAAUAUUUCAUUAAACUUGAAAAUGACAUACAAAUGCCUUAUUCUCAAAUUGUAAAUAAUAUUCUUUCUGUGGCUUUUGAUCAAAUAAUAAUAAGGUAUAUCAAUAUUAAAGGUGUAUAUAAGAAAACGAAUACUAAAUAUUUAAUAAUUUAUCUAAAUAAAAAUAAAAUUUUAUCUAAAUAUAGAUGCUAUAAUAAGAUAGUUCCAAAAAAUUAUGAAAAUAGCCUAAUAAUAAAUUCCAUUGAAGUAAUUUCAAGGUUAAGAAAGAGUUUAUUUACAGAAUUUAUACCAAAAGUUUCUACUCAAAAUAAAAAAUGGUAUAGUAUUUAUGCAAAUUCUUUCUCACAAAUUCAUAAUUGUAUUUGGCUUCCAUCAUUGUUAGAAUCAAAAACUAGAUUCAAACUAGCAAAAAUAUUGAUUUCUUCAUUUUUAUUUAAUUCAGAAAAGAAUCAAGAUGAUCUUAAAAGAGCAAUAAUUGAAUUGAAAAAUGCUUAUAGUCUUUCAGUCGAAUCAUUAGUUAUUUGUCAUUUAAUCUUAAGCGGAGAUGAAGAUGAAGUAGAAAUAUUUUUUAAGAGCUAUGAGAAGAAUUCACAAAAAAACGAAUUAAUUAACUUUUUUAAUUCAAAACUACUAAUUAUUUACGGUAUUUUUUUCAAUAUUUAUUUGAACAAGUUUCCUGAAAAGAAUCCAUUGGGUAAUAAAAUAGGAUUUUUGAGAACUCAAAUAAAUGAUGCUACUAAAAAUAUCAAUAUUUCAUAUUCAAAUUUAAGCUCAAAUCUUGCCAGUAUAUUAUUUUAUUUCUAUAAAUCCUUCAUUAAUUAUCAAUCAAUAAAGCAAUUUAUUAUCAUUUUUAUUACAAAUAACUCAAUACCCUUAUUAAAUGAUGACAUAACAGAAUUUAAAAAUUUAAUCAAAAUAAACUCUCAUUCAGUUUAUGAAUAUAAUAUAAAAGAAAUGUUGAACGAAUUAAUUUUUGAUGAAUUGAAUUCUAGCCAAACAAUUUUGAAAAAAAACAAGUUAAUUCAAUCAAUAUUUACACCUAUAAUAAGCCAAUCAUUUUCUCAUUUCUCUUUAAUUAACUUUAUUCUUUUGGAAGAAGAUUCAAAAAAUUUGUUAUCUUAUUACCAAAAGUUUUUAUUAAAUAAAAAAGUAAUGAAUUUUUGGGGUUUUGAAACUAAUAAAUUCAUUAAUGAUCAUUAUAAUGGUCUGUACCUUAGAAGAAACAGAAAGUAUUUAUGUAAUAGAUACAAGUUUAUGUUAAUACCUUCAAUAUUAAUUUUGGUAAUCAAAAAUGAAAUUAUUACAAAUAUAAAAAAUCUUCUGGCGAACUGUAUUAAUUCUGAAACAAAGUUGUAUAAUUGUUUCAACAGGGAUCAACUAAUGUAUAGUUACGAUAAUUUUCCUAUUUUCUUCACAAUUUACAAUUUAUUAUUGGAGACAAAAAGUAAUAAUUUUUCUAAUAUCAGUGAUAUUUCAUAUCAUUAUUUGGGAAGUUUUAACCUGAUAUUGGAUUAUUUAAUUGAUGUAUUAAUCGGUGAGUUUAAAUCUAUUAGACAAUUACCAGCUGUUGAAAAGUUUGAAUAUUUUAUAAGUGACCAAAUUAAAAAUUACAGCAAGAAGAAUAUUACUACAAGUUUAAUCGAUAUAGGUGUGAUCAAUUGGAAUGAUAUUUCCGAGUCUGGGCACUUUAAUAUUUCUUUAAAUGCGAUUAUAAAAACUUUGAAUAACAUUCUUGAAUUAUUCGAUUUUGUUGAUAAUAUUGGUCUUCCGAUUGAUGGUAAGCUGUUUUCAUAUUUGUUUGGUUUGGUUAUUAUAUUUCAUAAAUAUGAAAUAGUAUAUUCAGAAAAUGAUAAUUCGCAGAUUAACAAUGAAUUUGUUCAAUGUAUUCCCUUAAACACUAUAAAACAAUUGGAAAGGCAAUUAGGGAAUUUUGUACUAAAUAAUAUCCCUUUUUCUAUUAUACCUAGAAUUGGCGAAUUCAAAUUACUUUUCAAGAAUAUUUUUAUCAAUAUUUUUAAUAAAUGUUUUGUAUUUUCUAUAGAUAAUAAAAUUGAAUAUAACAAAAAUUAUUUUUUUGAAGUUUUCAAUUUAAUUAUACAAUUUUUAGGAGUUUCUUCUAAUGGGGUAAAUGCUGUCAAUCUAACUUCAAAAAACAACGAAGGAAUUGAAAGUAUUUCAUUAUACGAAAUGAAACCAGAGUUAAAAAGAAUUAGAUAUGAUAUUUCAUUAUUUGAGGAAUCGUAA
This is a messenger RNA of Cryptosporidium ubiquitum, 7017 nucleotides long. RefSeq lists its product as uncharacterized. The coding region runs from base 1 to 7017 and encodes 2338 amino acids. NCBI's taxonomy places the organism in Eukaryota, Apicomplexa, Conoidasida, Eucoccidiorida, Cryptosporidiidae. The record is from RefSeq and is a predicted model, not a curated record. The transcript has a single exon.